Spodoptera exigua (beet armyworm) is the source of this 3211-nucleotide messenger RNA. NCBI's taxonomy places the organism in Eukaryota, Metazoa, Arthropoda, Insecta, Lepidoptera, Noctuidae. The record is from the annotation of a GenBank genome assembly.
CUCCCAUCGACCAAACAGUUCGUUGUCCUUGCGUGACGAGAAAAUAAACUCUCCGCUCAGCUGAGCGUUCACUAUGAAUUUUAUGGUUUCCUUGAAAGUAGGUGAACGAAUCGACCGCGACCGCCAGUAGGUACCUACGUAAUUGUUACCCUGUGUCCCUGACUUUAAUCUCUGGGUCAAGGACUAAGGAAACGGGGAAUAAAGGUCGCGUGAGUACAGUACAGCAGCUGACUUUACUGCUUCGCGAAACUAGAAAACAUUUUCCGAAAAUCUUAUCCAAAAUAGUAGGUAAACCUUUUUCAAACGUUACGUCACAAAAUUGUGACAAGGAUUUUGUUUGUAAGUAAUUAUUUAUAUUAUUAUUAUAAUCAAACGGCAUUCUCGGUUAGAAAGUUAUGCAAUGAAAGUGAAAAAUAACAAACUUGACAUUGGCAUCGUCGAAAUUGCUAACGUCGCCUGGCGUUCAAGUGUUGGACUCGAUCCAGGCACGAAAAAGAACCAGCAACGUUCUAAUUUUAAAUUUUCCCACCUAAUCGUUGAUAACUAAUAGUGCGUGGCGCGAACCGUACAAUCGAUCGAUUAUGAUUAUGUACGGUAUUUAAAUAGAAUGUUAUACACUUAACAAAAUAUUUUUUUUUAAAUGAGUUGUGAUAAAUUAUUAAUUUGUGGUAAAAGUAAAUGAUACAAUUUUUUUUUAUUUAUUGAAAUAUGAGUAUGGUUACAAAUGGGACAAAAGCCUGAGAAAAGUUUUUAUGUAAAGAGAUUAGCUAAGUGAAAAGGUUUUGCCUCAAAAAUUUACCUAAAACCUGAUAUAUAUAUAUAUAUAAAUAUAUAUAUAUAUAUAUAUAUAUAUAUUAAAAUAGUUGUAUUUUAAUGGACUGUAUAAACCAUUAUUUUUACAUCCCGAAUCCCAUAGUCGGGUAUUUCAGUAGAAUAUUUGAAACUGCAACUGGACUACGAUGAGCUUCAAUAACUACUGUAAUGAUAAUGGUCCAAAUGACGAUUUGAAACCAAACUGGCUUGCGAUCUGCCGGCCAGGCAAGAACCACCAAGGCCAAGGUUGACAGGGAAGGGGGGGCGCGGGACGCUGCCGCGGGCUUAACGCUCCGCUCGAACCCGCACAGACCAUUCUGCACCUCGCAGUCGACUCUGACGGUUGUACAAGCGAAAGGUAAGCGGUGGUCAUUUAGUAUUAGUCUAUUUACGAAAAGUUUCGCCUAGAUCGUGUCUCACCACAACAUCACCACCGCUUCAAAACUCGGAAAAUGAUCCUAGUAUAUUGUGUGACAACUAAAUCCCUAUUCAAGAUGUGUUUCGAUAACGUUAAGUGUUCUAUUUUGCCGAUAAGAUGAUAUCGCACUUAUUCGAAGAAGUCUGAAUUGCAUUUAAAUGCAACCCGCGAAGGUAAACGGUGGCGCAAAUCAGGGGAACUUUCCCUCCAAAAACUUUUGAAGCGAUUCCCGAAGGGCGGGAAGCGUGAACCCGCGUGCGUGCUGCGUGUCGCGCAUCGAUCGGGCCACCCCUCGCCCUCGCCACUCCCGGCUCCGAUACAUUCAUUUGGACAAAAUAUCAUUCCAUCAUUGCAUUUAUAGUAUUCCCCGUUUCUUUUAUUUAUUUGCGGUAGAAUUUAGUGAAUUAGUGCAUGUUUUAGCGGCUAGUUAUCGUUUAGUAUUUGUGAAAAUGGGUGGCUGUGCAACGAAAGAAAAUAAGGAAAACAAACCGGCUGACGAAGCCGACGGAAAAGCCGCAGCAAUGGUGGACGCCGCAACCAUCGAGAAGUUGGAGGCUGGUUUCAGCAAGCUCCAGGCCUCUGACUCCAAGUCACUGCUGAAGAAGUACCUUACCAAGGAGGUGUUCGACGCUCUUAAGAACAAGAAGACCUCCUUCGGCUCAACUCUUCUGGAUUGCAUCCAGUCUGGUGUUGAGAACUUGGACUCGGGUGUCGGAAUCUACGCCCCUGACGCUGAGGCGUACACAGUGUUCGCUGACCUGUUCGACCCCAUCAUCGAGGAUUACCACAAUGGCUUCAAGAAAACCGACAAGCACCCUGCCAAGAACUGGGGUGAUGUUGAGACCCUCGGCAACUUGGACCCUGCCGGAGAGUUUGUUGUCUCCACCCGUGUGCGCUGUGGUCGCUCCAUGGAGGGCUACCCCUUCAACCCUUGCUUGACUGAGGCCCAGUACAAGGAGAUGGAAGAGAAGGUUGCCAGCACUCUCUCUGGACUUGAGGGAGAGCUCAAGGGCACAUUCUACCCAUUGACUGGUAUGUCCAAGGAGACCCAGCAACAACUCAUCGAUGACCACUUCCUGUUCAAGGAGGGUGACCGUUUCCUCCAGGCUGCCAAUGCUUGCCGCUUCUGGCCCUCUGGCCGUGGUAUCUACCACAAUGAGAACAAGACCUUCUUGGUAUGGUGCAAUGAAGAGGACCAUCUCCGUCUGAUCUCCAUGCAGAUGGGUGGUGACCUGAAGCAGGUGUACAAGAGGCUGGUGAACGCUGUCAACGACAUUGAGAAGCGCAUUCCUUUCUCCCAUGAUGACAGGCUUGGUUUCCUCACUUUCUGCCCCACCAACUUGGGAACAACUGUACGUGCCUCAGUACACAUCAAGCUGCCCAAGCUGGCGGCCGACAAGGCAAGGCUGGAGGAGAUCGCGUCCAAGUACCACUUGCAGGUACGCGGUACCCGCGGAGAGCACACCGAGGCUGAGGGCGGAGUCUACGACAUCUCCAACAAGAGGCGCAUGGGACUCACCGAGUACGACGCCGUCAAGGAGAUGUACGAUGGCAUCGCUGAACUGAUCAAAAUUGAGAAGUCACUGUAAAUCGGUUAACGAUCUCGCGUUAUCAGUAUUUUUUGUAUUAUUUAUCGUUUUCAUGUAAGAAUUGAUUGGAUGUCGGAUUGGUUGGGCCGGCAAACGGCACUAGUCAGCGCCCCGCGAGUGUGGCCGGCCACGCAAGCGGCCCUAUAUACUGUUUUUCGUAAAAGUAUUUUCUAUAAGGAAAUGGAAAAUAAAGACAGCUAGCGUUAAGACCAUUAUAGACUUUUAUUUUCUAUCCCCGGUGCUUGGCAGUUGGGCACACUUCCUGUGCAAAAUUAUAUAAAUCUGAAUAAAUCUCGUAAACAUUUUUCUCAUUCAAAAAAUUGCGGGAUUAUAAUGUUGCCAGACAUAGAAAUAAACAAUCUACUAAUAAAUCCAUAACGAUGAAUAUUAG